Molecule: messenger RNA, 966 nt
Organism: Alternaria postmessia
Lineage: Eukaryota; Fungi; Ascomycota; Dothideomycetes; Pleosporales; Pleosporaceae
Exons: 2
Coding region: 1-966 (321 amino acids)
Source: RefSeq, a predicted model, not a curated record
AUGUCAGCAACUCCGGUGUCAUCAGAUUCAAGCCAUCCAGGUGCUCCUAUUGAGCUAGCUUGGUCGUCUCAGCGACCCGAGCUGCGCAGCGAGAAAGAAGAUUGGAUGGGCGUGACGAAUCCCGUUGAAAGGCGAAAAUUGCAGAACCGCUUAAACCAGCGAGCACGGAGAAACCGCGCCCAAAAGAAGAAUGCCAUCAUCAAACAGCCACACAGUGUCAUCGUACCGGACGAGACCCACGAGAGCGAUGCAUCGGGUCGUGAAGGCAGCACGUCCGAUGCAUCUCAAGAUGGCUCCAGCGAACCGGAUGGCACAGUGAUGCGGAAGUCAUGCAUGGCCGCUCAUCCAAAAGUGAAAGAGCUUAUGCAACGCUUCUCCGAACAUGCAUAUGCCAGCUACAUGCAAGGGACACCCGCUUUGUCACACUUACCACUGCUUCUCAAGUAUAACGUAGCUAGUGGUCUCGCGCGAAAUGCCGACCUACUGGGGGUUACAGCACAAUACUAUGAUUGGUAUGGCAUCUCGCCACUAAACAAGCAGGGUCCACUCUUGGGUUCGGGAGCUGGAGCGGAAUGGCCUGCAUGUCUACAACCCACUGAAUUACAAAGUUCCAUAGAGCAUCAUCCCUGGCUCGAUCUGUUCCCCUGGCCCAAGGUCCGCGACAACAUGCUGCAAGCGUUUCAGCGAACGGAGCCCGUUGACUAUGAAGACGAGCUAUGCAUCGAUGUCUGCGAAUACAACCAUCUAGAUCGCAGACCAAUACUGAUAGUAUGGGGUCCUCCCGAAGAUCAUCGCAGCUGGGAGAUCGAUCCUAUAUUCCUGGAGAAGUGGGGCUGGCUGCUCAGCGGAUGCCCCGAAGUGUACGAAGCCACAAACUACUGGCGCGGAACACGAGGCGAGAAGCCGAUUACUCCACAGCAGUGGCAUAACACGAUACAGAGGAGUUUGCCAGACCAGUUCCGCUAA